AUAAUAAGAUAAAAAUUAAUUUCUGGUCCGAAAAAUCAAAAGUACAAAAAGUCCAAUCCUAGAUCCGACGACCAUAUAUUCCCGUCAACAACGGGAAUGCCUUCAUCCAACGGUUGAUAAUAAACGACCAUUUUAGACGCAUUGAUCUUUUCAUCUACGGUCCACAUCAAGUACAGGUGGUCCCCACCCCCUUCGCUUUUCCAACAUAUAAAUACACACAUCCCCGCAUUGAACUCGGUCCACUCUGAACAAUUCUAUAACUACUCUCUCUCUCUAAAAAGUAAAAACUUCUCUCUCUCUCUCUCACACACACACAAACACACACACUGCUUUUUUUUCCUCUUCCGAAAUUUGAAAAAUUGCGCACCUUUUUUUUGGCUUCUCCGCUUAAUCCUGCGCACCGCCGGAGAUGAAACCGGCAUCGGAGAACGUGAUAAGGAUAUCCAGGUACAGGAGGUUGUUCCACUAGUCGGAGGAAGGAAAGAUCAAGCGGCGGAGAAUGAAAUUAGACAGCCUCGAUCAGAAAAUGGACGGCCAGAAAAGCCAGGCGAAGCUUACUAGGAACCACUCGUCACUCCUCCGUUCGUCUCCGACCAUCCGCUCGUCAAUCCAGAGCUUAUCCUCCGUCAGCGAGAUCGCACCCGACGAAGAAACCGAAGACCUAGAGGAGCAGAAGCUCCACAGCAAACCGGUCUCCCGCCCGGUUCGAUUCGGUUCGCCGCAUCUGGCACCGGUCAUCGCAAUCCUCAUCCUAUCCGUCUACACUCUCUUCGCAUUUUUGAACCGGGACGAAAUUCCGGCCUCGGAGAACCUGCUUCUAGCUCUAAUUUUCGUCGCCGUUUUGCUAUUCUACCUAUCCAGAAACAAGGCUCUGGUGAGCAGGAAUUUUAACUCCUUGAAACAAAUUUGCGACGACUACGCCAAAAAAUUGGGGAUUUCCUGUUUCGCCUCCAAAUCGCACUCGAAACCGGUGCAAUGGUUCAUCGGCGAGUCGAAUCUGAGCAAAUCGGACACCACGGAGAGGAGCGUGAGGAAGAUUAUAAGAGAAGGCGUGGAGUUCUACAGCAAUGGCGAUUUCUACGAGGGCGAGUUCCACAAAGGCGCGUGCAACGGCAGCGGGGUGUAUAACUACUUCGUGAACGGUAGGUACGAAGGCGAUUGGAUCGAUGGGAGAUACGACGGUUACGGUAUCGAAAGCUGGUCCAGGGGGAGCAGAUACAGAGGGCAGUACAGGCAGGGUUUGAGGCAUGGCUAUGGUGUUUAUAAGUUCUACACAGGGGAUACAUAUUCUGGAGAAUGGUGUAAUGGGCAGAGUCAUGGUGUUGGUGUGCAGACUUGUGCCGAUAGAAGCUGUUACAUUGGGGAAUUCAAAUGCGGAGUUAAACACGGGCUCGGCUGUUACCAUUUCAGGAAUGGAGAUAGAUAUGCUGGGGAGUAUUUCGGUGAUCGAAUCCACGGUUUUGGUGUUUAUCACUUUGCGAACGGUCAUUAUUACGAAGGAUCUUGGCAUGAAGGACGUAAGCAAGGCUACGGGAUGUACACUUUCCGAAACGGAGAGUCCAAAUGUGGUGAAUGGGAUGAUGGCAAUAUCAAGACUCGUCUCCCUCCUUUGACCGAUUCAGUUCUUCGAGCAGUUCAGGCUGCUAGAAAAACGGCGGAAAAUGCGAUACACCUCCGGCGAGUGGACGAGCAAGUGAGCAAGGCGGUGGUGGCUGCAAACAGAGCCGCCACUGCCGCCAGAGUUGCUGCUGUGAAAGCAGUUCAGAAUCGGAUCGACGGGAAAAUUUGCCACACUAACUUCUGAGGCGAAAAGGGCGUAACCGUAAAUUCACCGCAUUUCGGUAACGAUAGAAUCGGACAGUCGUGGGACAACCCUGGUUAUUGCUGAAAGCACACCGGUGGUCGGUCGAGAGAGUAAUCUUGAUUUGGUUUGAAGUUUGAAACCAUUGUUGUAACUUGUACAUAUAGAUCAUGUAUACAUCUAGGGUGUGUAGAUAAAAAAACCCGAUCAACCUAACUCGUUGACUGCUUGACCGCUCGAAUCGAGCCCAUCUCUUCGGAGAAAUGAAAUAUGAUGAUCUCAAAAGUUUAAUAAAUAAUGGUAGUAGUUUAGUAGUAAUAUUGAGUUGGUCUGAAUUUUCAUUUACAUUUGGAGACUCAAUAUUCAAGAAGAGGUCACUUUUCUGAUCUAC
This is a messenger RNA of Erythranthe guttata (spotted monkey flower), 2192 nucleotides long. RefSeq names its product Histone H3 K4-specific methyltransferase SET7/9 family protein. Lineage: Eukaryota; Viridiplantae; Streptophyta; Magnoliopsida; Lamiales; Phrymaceae. The record is from RefSeq and is a predicted model, not a curated record.